ACUGAGAAGAAGGUGUAUAUGUCCUUCCUGUUUGACGGUGUCUGGUAUUAAAAACCAUAGACGUCAAAGAACAUGUCCGGUUAAUCAGAGUGCCCGGUGUUGUGUGACAUGUCGCUGGCUGCUGCUGGAGUGUCACUGAGGUGUGUUAGAGUCCUGUCUGCUCACUGCGCUGUGGUCCCAUCGUGUCUCAGCGCUGCAGGAUGUAACAGAGGUCUGCAGCUUUUGGAGCCCGGUGCUGGAGACGUCAGUCUGAUUCAGAGCAGAACGCACAGCCGCAUGCAGCACAGCAGCGCAGGGAAGCUUGUGCGGAAUGGAGAGAAUAAGAAAGCAGUGGUGAGUCUCCCCCAUAUGAUCUGUGUUGAGGGGAACAUUGCCAGUGGGAAGACAACGUGUCUGGAGUAUUUCAGCAAAACUAGCAAUAUAGAGGUCCUUACAGAACCCAUCUCUAAAUGGAGGAAUGUCCGUGGACACAACCCUCUGGCACUGAUGUACCAGGAUCCUGAGCGCUGGGGCAUCACCCUGCAGACCUACAUUCAACUCACCAUGCUGGAUCGUCACUUGUCAUCCAUAACGGCUCCUGUCAGGAUGAUGGAGCGGUCCCUCUUCAGUGCCAAGUACAUCUUUGUGGAUAAUCUCUUCAGAAGUGGAAAAAUGCCAGAAGUGGACUACGCUGUUCUCAGCGAGUGGUUUGAUUGGAUCACAACUAAUAUUUCCAUUCCUGUUGAUCUGAUUGAUGUCCGAUUUGUCUUGUCUCAUCUGUCAAGAACUUCGGCCCCCUUCAUCUACCUGCAGACGUCUCCUCAGACCUGCCACGAGAGGUUAAAGCAGAGAUGCAGAGAGGAGGAGAAAGUCAUUCCACUGGAAUAUCUGGAGUCUAUCCACCAGCUGUAUGAAGACUGGCUCAUCAAGGAGACCUCCUCUCCUCUUCCUGCUCCUGUUUUAGUGAUCCCUGCUGACCAUGAUCUCCAGAAGAUGCUGCAACAGUUUGAAGAAUAUCGUGACAAGAUCCUAGCUGCUAGUUGCAUCUGAUUCCUAAUCAUACAGACAAAACCAUAGUUACAUCUCUGAUCUGUUACAUUUAUUUAGGUUUUUCACAACUAUAGCUUAUAACUUAUUUAAGAAUCAGAUUAUUAAUUUUCAGCUAUGUAAAACAUUCUCUCCAAAAUGAUCAGCGAUAACAUUAAAAUCUGUUUGUUGUGGCUUACAAUAUGUGACAACUGGUUCUCACUAACAGGUUGGACAAGCUUCAGAAACAGAACUAACUUCAGUGCAAGUGAAACAUUCCAACUGAAUAUCAGUAUGUAAAUAGAACCUUUUAAAUCUUGAAACACUUCUAAGUGUCGAGGAAUGUUGCAUUUUUUAUAUAUAUAUAUAUAUAUAUAUAUAUAUAUAUAUAUAUAAACAUUUAGUGAAAAGUAAAAUCUACAAUCCCAAGUUUGAUUUUAAAUAUGUUUUGCUCUUUUAUGUUGAGCAGACUAGUUGAAGGACUUAAUGAGAAAAAAACGUGCGAUGUAUAGGUAUUUUUUAUCAAACUCUUUACACAUUUUAGGCACUCAUGAUUUUAAUAUAUACUAUUGCUCUCAACCAAACAAAAAGCAUAUAUAGCCAUUCUUUGUUUAACGAACAGUGACAAUAUAUUCGGUUUAUAUUAAAUUCUAAAGUUCAGUUGCUAAGGGUUGCUGCUAUUGGAGUCAUUUGGCUGUCCAUCAAAAGAAAAAUCCCCUUGAUCAAUAAUUGGACUGCACCAUGUUCCUCGUUAUCGUGGGGAGGGAAAUUGUUUCGUUAUUUUUGGUUGUUCAUUUUUGAUUACUGCUUUGAUAUUGAUGUUUAAUAAUUUUUUCCUUGGUGAAUAUUAUAUGGCAUCAUACUGACAUGUUUUGUGGCUGCUGUAGUUUGUUUAAAUGUUCAUAUGUCUUAGUCUGCCCCCCUUUGUGUUUGAGUGGCCUGAUCAGCCACUAUAUAUGUUUCCCCUGUGUCUAACUUCGGAAGGUCAGUUUGCGCUUUUAACUUGUCUUUAGUUGGUGCCUGAGUUUAGUUUUGUUAGGUUGACCUUUUAUGGGCCCAAAUUUGUUGUGAAGUAAUUUUUUUUCCUUUUUGUUAAUAAAAACAAACAACAUUUCUUUAA
Molecule: messenger RNA, 2125 nt
Organism: Pleuronectes platessa (European plaice)
Lineage: Eukaryota; Metazoa; Chordata; Actinopteri; Pleuronectiformes; Pleuronectidae
Gene: tk2
Product: thymidine kinase 2
Exons: 11
Coding region: 109-1029 (306 amino acids)
Biological process (GO): nucleobase-containing compound metabolic process
Cellular component (GO): cytoplasm; mitochondrion
Molecular function (GO): ATP binding; deoxynucleoside kinase activity
Source: RefSeq, a predicted model, not a curated record